GUAUGCCCAUUUGCCAAUUUUAACCGUACAUGUAUUUUUUUUGUUUAUCUACAUAUGUUCUUAUAACCGCGUUUUAAAUUUUUCAAUUUUUUUUUAAUGCUUUGAAAUGGAUUUGCAUUAUAUGUUGAGUUAUAUUCCUAUUUUUGAUUAAGUAUAAUUUUACUUUUUUUUGGGGGGAUUUUUUUUCAUAUUUAAUUACAUGAAAUAGAAAGGGCUAGAGGGAUUAAAAGUAAAAGAGCGGUUUGUUUUGAAUAAUUGGAAGUUAUUCAUUCGUGCGAAAAAGAGCAUACUAAGUAUAUAGGUAUGUACUUCUUUUCAUUUUCGAUGUUGUGAAUUAGUUUUCUUUUUAUUUUUAUAAAAAGAAUGGCUGGAAAUAUUUACUAUGACGAAGAGAUCAUAACCCCAUCUACUGAUAGACUAGACGGGAAACCAACACUUGGUUCUUUUUUUAAUAAGGAUGGUUUAUUAAUGAGAACGUUUGGAUGGUUGGUUCGAAAUGCUGUAGGUGUUAUAGUAUUGGUUCAUGGUCUAAAUUCACAUGCAAGGUUAACCUUUUUAAGGCAUAAUGUUGAAAUAGUGGAUAACUCUAAGGCUAUAUUAAAAGAUGAAAACAAUUAUUACGUGUACAAAAAUAGCUGGAUAGAACAUUUCAAUAAUAAUGGGUAUUCCGUGUAUGCCUUAGAUUUACAAGGACACGGGCUGUCCGAUGGGUGGAAAAACUUAAGUCUUAAUAUUAACAACUUUGAUGAUUUAGUGCUUGACGUAAUACAAUUUCUUAAUAUAAUUAAUGAUGAAUUAUGUUUAAAGGAUAAAGAAAAUGAUUCCAAGGCAACUUGGUAUAACGUUGAGGGUUGUGCUGCACUAAGUGAUGGUGACAGUGAAGGUAAUAGUGAUGAAUGUAGCAAAAAUGUGGGGGGUAAUAAUGACCCGGAAAGCGAUAAUGAACCCAAAAGAGAUAGCGAUCCCAGCAGCGACAACGUUCCCCAAAGCGAUAACGAACCCAGCAGCGAUAGCGAUCCCCAAAGCGAUAAUGAACCCAGCAGCGAUAGCGAUCCCAAAAGCGAUAACGAACCCAGUAGCGAUAAAGAACCCCAAAGCGAUAAUGAACCCAAAAGUGAUAAUGAACCCAAAAGUGAUAAUGAACCCAGCAGCGAUAGCGAUCCCAAAAGCGAUAACGAACCCAGUAGCGAUAAAGAACCCCAAAGCGAUAAUGAACCCAAAAGUGAUAAUGAACCCAAAAGUGAUAAUGAACCCAAAAGUGAUAACGAACCCAGCAGCCAUAACGAACCCAGCAGCCAUAACGAACCCAGCAGCCAUAACGAACCCAAAAGCGAUAAUGAACCCCAAAGCGAUAACGAACCACAAAGCGAUAGCGAACCCUGCUGUAGUAAAGAAUGUAAGAAUAAUAAAUGUUCUUCACUUCCAAUAUUCUUAGUCGGCCAAUCAAUGGGAGGAAAUAUUGUUUUAAGAACAUUACAACUGUUAGAGAAGACACAAAACGAUGGGAAAGGAAAACUAAACAUUCAAGGAUGUAUCUCAUUAUCCAGUAUGAUUUCUUUUCAGAAAAUAGCUUCACCACGUUCAUAUAAAUAUAAAUAUUUUUAUUUACCAUUUUCAAGAUUAAUCAGUGGCUUCUUUCCAACAUCAAGAGUGGUUACAAAAAUGGAAUUUCAAAAAUAUCCCUAUCUUAAUGAUCUUGCUAAUUUUGAUAAAAUUCGAUCCAAAAAUGGGAUAACCGUAAAAUAUUGGUAUGAACUUCUAAAAGCAACGAGUAACUUAGAGAGUGAUAUGGAAUUUAUCCCCAAAGAUAUUCCCAUAUUGUUAAUUCAUUCCAAAGAUGAUAUUUUUUGUUAUUACAAAGGUGCAUUAUCAUUUUUUAAUAGAUUAAAUAAUGAUAAUAAAGAAUUGAUUACAUUAGAAAAUAUGGAGCACGGGUUGACCGCGGAGCCUGGGAACGAAAAGGUCUUAGAAAACAUCGUAGAUUGGAUUGAAAAUUUACACACAAAAAAAGAAAUGGCCCAACCUUUAGAGGCAACAUAA
This is a messenger RNA of Plasmodium vivax (malaria parasite P. vivax), 2040 nucleotides long. RefSeq names its product PST-A protein. Gene Ontology annotation, cellular component: membrane. The record is from RefSeq and is a predicted model, not a curated record. NCBI's taxonomy places the organism in Eukaryota, Apicomplexa, Aconoidasida, Haemosporida, Plasmodiidae. Bases 364 to 2040 code for a protein of 558 amino acids. The transcript has a single exon. Gene Ontology annotation, molecular function: lipase activity.